Messenger RNA from Fusarium pseudograminearum CS3096, 3729 nucleotides. RefSeq lists its product as uncharacterized. Gene Ontology annotation, molecular function: protein binding. NCBI's taxonomy places the organism in Eukaryota, Fungi, Ascomycota, Sordariomycetes, Hypocreales, Nectriaceae. The record is from RefSeq and is a predicted model, not a curated record. The transcript has 2 exons. Bases 1 to 3729 code for a protein of 1242 amino acids.
AUGUCAGCUAACUCCGCCCAUACUGUGAACGCCAGUGACUCUUCCAGAGUUCAUAUUGGCAAUAACAACUACCUGCAUCAAGACACCAAGGAUAGGGACUGUAUCGGAGCUCUGUAUGAGACAGACCCAUUACGUGAUAAACAGCAAAUCAUUGAUACGAAAGGGGGUCUUCUUCCUGGCGCCUCUGACUGGAUCUUGACCAACGACAACUUCACAAGGUGGCGUGAUGGAGAGGAAUGCUUUCUGUGGAUCAAGGGCGAUGCUGGUAAAGGGAAGACAAUGCUGAUAUGUGCCAUAAUUGAAAGCCUGGCACGCAAUAAUCACAAUCACUUGUCAUACUUCUUCUGCCAAGCUGGUGUACCGACCGCGCACAAUGCGACAUCAGUGCUGCGAGGACUGAUAUAUGGACUGGUCCGUUACCACCCCCUUGGUGCAACAGCGUUGUCAUACGUGAGGAAGGAGUUUGACCUGAUCGGAGACAAGAUGUUUGAAGGGACCAAUUUAUGGCAAACAGUCCGCAGUAUACUCUUUGCGAUCUUGAAAGAUCCCCUGAUGAACCAGACAGUGUUUGUCAUUGAUGCACUUGAUGAGUGUGAGGGGAACCAAACAGAGCUAUUAAAGUUCCUUGUCGAAACGAACUCCCAACUCGGCAUCAAGUGGCUUGUCUCAAGUCGGAAGGAUCCCGCAAUUGAGAACAAGUUGCGCGGAAUCGUCAACUCAGAGAAGGGACUCACGAUCGAUCUUGAGUCGAACGAACAUCUGACCUCCGGAGCUGUCAAAAACCUUAUAGAAGCCAGAUUGACGGACAUGCUGUGGUGGGACACCUGUGGUGAUGAUCUUCGUGAUACAAUAAAGCACAAAUUGAAACAAAAGUCGGGCAACACGUUCCUUUGGGUUGCAAUGGUUUGCCAGGAACUCAACGACUGCACAGCAACACAGGCUCUUGGGACUCUGGAACAAUUUCCACAGGGUUUGGACGAGAUGUAUAAGCGAAUGAUGGACAAAAUUGCUGCUUCGAAAUCUGCAUCGCAGUGUAAGGAGAUAUUGGCGGUCGUCUCGGCUUCCUAUCGUCCUCUUAACUUGAAGGAACUCGCCGUUGCUGUCAACUCUCUUUCUGAAUUCCAGAACAACACUGCAGCUUUAACACAAACAGUGUUAUCAUGCUGCUCGUUUUUAACACUUCGCAAUGGUACUACGACUGUCGUCUUCGUCCAUCAAUCCGCCAGGGAAUUUAUCAUGAACAAGGCACAUGAGGAAAUCAUGCCAGACGGUAUUCUAGAGCAGCACAAUAAGAUGUUCCAGGCUUCAUGGAAAACAGUGAAAGGGGCUAUGGAACACUUCAUCAACCCUGAAAGUGAGAUCAACUGGAACUUCCCAGAUGGUGAUCGCCUGGAGUCACUAGGGUACGCGUGUACUUACUGGGUUGCUCAUUUGAAACAUUGUGGUGGCAGAAAAGAAGAGAGACAACAUAUUGAUGUCGAAAUUGAAAUAUUUCUACAUGAACAUCUGUUGCACUGGUUACAAACUCUGGGCCAAUUACGCAGCAUGUCGGAAGGCAUACUGUCACUACACAAUCUUGUGUCUAUUCUGUCUGACACAGACGUGAAAGGUUUACUUGAGCUAAUUGAAGACGCUCAUCGCGUAGCACUCUCUUUUGGGAAUGCCAUUGAAGCCGACCCGCUACAAAUAUACACAUCGGCCCUCCUGUUUAGUCCUGUCAACAGUGUCGUUCGAAAAAGAUUUCUAACUCAGGGACCAAGCUGGCUUACGAGAAAUCCUGUCAUAGAAGAGGAAUGGGGAUCCUGUGUUCAAGUCCUCGAGGGACACAAGCAUGGAAUCACAGCCUUGGCGUUUUCACCCGAUGACCUCUUGAUCGCCUCAGGCUCUUACGAUGGAACUAUAAAAGUCUGGAAAUCAACGACAGGGCUCUGCAUCGAGGAGCAUCAUAACGCAGGCCAUCCUGUUUACUCUAUUGUAUUCAGAGAAGGCCAGGAUUACCUGUCUUCGGUAUAUUCCUAUGACAAUUUUGCUAUCCAAGUAUGGGAACCUGCGAAAGAAAUUCUGAGAACUAUGCCUAGCAGCGACAAUUGCUACUUUCAAUCAUUAACUUUCUCGCCGGACACCAAGUGGUUAGCAUGCGGAACACAUGGCCCAGUUAUUAAAAUAUGGGAAGUUAAGACUGGAGCUUUGAUACAAACCUGUCCUAUUGCGGAUUACAAUGUUAAAGAUGUAAGCUUUGCAGCGGAUAGUAAACGGUUGGUCUCGGGCUCGGCAGAAUGUGGAACCGUUACUAUUUGGAACACAACAACAUGGACCGUUGAACGAACCUUUCAGGACCACACUGGCAUUAUAUCCUCGAUCUCCUGUGCAGUGAAAACUCAGUUGUUUGUGUCCGGCUCCUUUUCCGGGGAAAUAUGUGUCCGAGAUUUUACCUCGACCGAUUUUAAAGUGAAAAUCUGGACCGCUCACCACUCCAUUGGAAACAUCGCUAUUUCGGGGGACGGUACACGAAUUGCGGCUGAGUGUGGGGAUCAAGCAGAGUUUUGGGUAUGGGACGUUUCCUCCGGCCGACACACGCAUACUCUGAACAGUAACCAGCGUUAUUUUAUCACUUUAGCAUUGUCAACUAAUGGAUCUCGGCUCAUAUCAGAAUCGGACAAUAUCGAGAUCUGGGACAUCACAAAUGAUUCACAUGCAAAAGAACGACCUAGUCAUACAAAUCGCAUCUCGAGUGUGGCCUUGUCGACAGACAUCCAAUGGGGAGCGUCAGGGUGUUGGGACCGUAACAUCAAGAUAUGGGAUAUGGAAACGCUGUCCUGCAAGCAUACACUUGUCGGUCAUACUGAUACUAUCACUUCAAUACUAUUCUUGGAUGACAAACGUCUAGGCUCAGCAUCAGAUGACUGCGCCGUGAUUGUCUGGAACUUCCAGACAGGUGCUCGCUUACACACCUUCAUUGGCCACACGAGGUCCGUGACCUCACUGGUAUUUCUGCCAGAAAGUGACCUGCUUAUAUCAGGUUCACAGGACGGAACUAUCAGGACCUGGAACAUAGGCACAGACUAUAGCGACAACCGUUCGUUCAAAGCCAGCAGUCACGGUGUGGCCUCAAUUACACUUUCAGCUUGUCGCCAGAUGCUCGUAUCUAUUGAGAUUUACAGCGCAAUCGAUUUCUGGUAUUUGCCUUCAUGGGAACGUAAAUACUUUCGUUCCAUGGAUGGAAAGCACCCAAACUCUAUCGCCAUGUCUCCGAAUAAUCAGUGGGUUGCCGUGAGUCAUAAUAAAAGUUUCUUUAGUGGUACCUUGGAAGUUUUACACGUCCCUACACGCCUUCGUAUUCACUCCGAGGAGUUUAAGUUAAGGAUCUCGGACUUGUCUUUCGACAGCAAUGGUGUAGACCUCAAAACCAACGUUGGAGUUUUCAGCUUAUCCCUUGUGGAUGUAAAGGAAGGAAAGCAUGAGAUACGAAUGCGACGCUUGGGCUAUGGCAUCAGUUGCGAUACAACAUGGAUCCUGAAAGGUGACAAAAAGAUGUUGUGGAUCCCUUCGAAGUAUCGGCCCGGCUUAUCAGCCAUGUCCGGAUCAACGUUGAUUCUGGGAAGUGAGUCGGGACAGGUUCAGCGUAUCACCUUCUCGACGGGUGAUACUAUGGCUUCGUCAAGAUCCCGGCGAGGAAGUACUACGUUUCCUACAUCACUGAGUAAGAGACCGAGGUACUCUGGGUCAUAA